Aspergillus pseudotamarii is the source of this 1206-nucleotide messenger RNA. RefSeq names its product CUE domain-containing protein. Lineage: Eukaryota; Fungi; Ascomycota; Eurotiomycetes; Eurotiales; Aspergillaceae. The record is from RefSeq and is a predicted model, not a curated record. Gene Ontology annotation, molecular function: ubiquitin conjugating enzyme binding; ubiquitin binding. Gene Ontology annotation, biological process: ubiquitin-dependent protein catabolic process. Gene Ontology annotation, cellular component: cytoplasm. The transcript has 5 exons. The coding region runs from base 1 to 1206 and encodes 401 amino acids.
AUGGCUGAAGAAGACAAAACUAACACCAACAAGAUUACCCCGGGCCCAUAUAGUCCCAAGCCGGAGUCCCCUACGACGGCACGCCCUCUGGAUUUUGAUGAUGAACCUCAAGAAUCUGGCAUCACCUCGGUGUCUGCAGCCGUAACUCAGCAGAAUGCGACAGAAGUUGCCCCGCAAAAGCCGCCGCGUCCAUUGAGCCCGCAACAACAGUCUGAAACAACUCUCAAAGAAGCGUUUCCAACUAUUGAAGUGUCAGUAAUCAAGGCAGUCCUGGUAGCGAGCAACUGGGACGUUGAACGUGCUUUCCAUGCUCUCCUUGGCAUGACUGACCCCAGCGCUGCCGAGCAAGAUGUUCCUCCUCCAAAGCCACCCCGCCCCUCCGCAACGCAGAGACAACUGGAAGCAGAUGAAUUAUAUGCUCGCCAGCUUGCGGAGCAUUACAAUCGCCGUGCACCCCAAUCCCGCUUGGAGGGCGGUCAUCCAUAUGAUCGGUCGAGAAGGGACAGUGAGCUGUCGGAUGACAGAGAGUAUAGUUUUUUUGAAGACGAUCUUCCGGUGAUCCGUGAAAAUAUCCGCAAAGGAUUUCUAGAGACCCAAACAAAAGUUAACUCGUGGGUUCAAAAUCUAAAGAAAAGGCUGGAUGGCGAAGACCAGGACGAUGUGCCGUCUAGUCAGGGCUAUCGCAAUGAGUGUGAUGCCCAAACAAGGAGAAGCGGAGAGUUGGGCCGUCGCAGCGGGGAUCGCGAACGCUAUGACGCAGACCCCCAGGUUUUAAGUGAUGAUUUUUCAGCUCUUGAAAUGAGAGAUACAGAAGCUCCUCCACCAAGACCACCAAGGCCGCUUGCCAAUCCUAGCCUCUACAAGACCUCGUCGCCUUCACCAGACAGACGCAAAGUAUCUUUUCAAGAGGGCCCGCCCACCGAAAUCGGGGACAAUCUUUACGACGCGUCUGAAUCGUCUAGGCAUUCUCCCGCGGGUGGCAAACCAAGCAAAUGGCAACCAUUGUCCACUGUUGAGCCUUCACCUGUUGGAGAUCACGAUCCAUUUAGUUUAGGUGAUAGCGAGGAUGAAAAAGAUACCAAACCUCGGGAUCAGACUCCCGCUGAUGGGGGUGACCGCAUCAGGACAGCUACAGCCGAGGCGAUUGCUGGCGAGUUGCCUUCAGCAUCAAAAGCAAAUCAGAAGGCAGAUGGCGGAAAGUCUUAA